CCGGUGCUGUAGGGGGCGGUGUACAGUGGACGUCAGAGCGUGCGUGCCAUAACAAACAAAGAAGAUAGACGAAGAAGAAGAUGAUUCAGAAGAAGAAGGAGGAAGUGUUUUGAGUUUGUGGCCUUCAUCAGAAAAAAUCACGAUGAACCUGGAACGAAUGCCCAAUGAGGAGAAACUCGGCCUGUGCAGAAAAUACUAUCUAGGUGGAUUCGCAUUUCUUCCAUUCCUGUGGCUGGUCAACGUUGUUUGGUUUUUCCGGGAGGCCUUUGUAAAGCCAACCUACACUGAACAGCUCCAGAUAAAAACCUAUGUGAAGCGGUCAGCACUGGGGUUGCUGUUAUGGGUAGCAGUACUCACUACAUGGAUUACCAUUUUCCAGCACUUCAGAGCAGAGUGGGGGGAGGUGGGAGAUAAACUCUCCUUUACAAUUCCACUUGGCAUUCCUUGAGACGUUUUUUUUGAUGACUGGUCUAUUGAAAAUAACUGUUGAUCCACUAUAAUGGACCAAAGAAUUUUCCUUCUUUAACUACAGUGAAAGCCUAGUGAUUUGUCUCAUCUUUGGAGCCACCUUCAUUUACUGAAUAAAGAUAUCAGAGUAAUCCCUUAUGUCCUCAAAGGAUUAUUAAUUAUGUAUAUACUAAGGCAUUUCAGAAAGUUCUUUUGGUUUUAGCAUAGGUUACUUAAUCUUGUACAGCAGACAAUGUUAACUGACAGUAUCUAAGCUGGAUGUGCAUUCAGGUUUGUUCAGCACAUUGAACAAUAAAACCCAACUGUUUUUUUUUUUCUCAACUUGAAAAUUUUUAAUGUUUGUAUGUGAACAAUUUUUACGUGUAUGAAUGAUGAAUAAAAAACAUUCACAAUGGUU
Molecule: messenger RNA, 865 nt
Organism: Larimichthys crocea (large yellow croaker)
Lineage: Eukaryota; Metazoa; Chordata; Actinopteri; Sciaenidae
Gene: psenen
Product: presenilin enhancer, gamma-secretase subunit
Exons: 4
Coding region: 143-448 (101 amino acids)
Biological process (GO): Notch receptor processing
Cellular component (GO): gamma-secretase complex
Source: RefSeq, a predicted model, not a curated record